UAAAGCGUGUGACAGUACUGUUAAAUCACCCUGUAUAUUGUCAGUUAGUAUCCUUCUUGUUGUAAUAUAAUUAUAUAAUUGUAAUUAACAGUUAAACGAUCCUCAGACAGUGAAAGUCAGCGCAGAACAUUCAUGUACAACCGACAAAGUUCUGCUUGUAGGCCUGCAAGCCGUCACAUACUUGUGGCAAUUGGGCCUACUAUACUAUAUAAUUGUUCGGUGAAUUAAGAAAUAAAUGCCUGUUUUCAGGUUGAAAUGGUAAACAGGGCGUCAACUCUUCUUGAUAAAUGCCGAUGAUUCGAUAGUAGGCUUUAAACGCGAACUUGCCGGGAAAACGGUUGGCCUAUAAGUAACAUUUCUUGACUACAAAAUCUGCCUUUUCUUUAAGCUCUUAAAUAACCAAACUAUGCAUACAAUUAAUGCCUAUCAACAUCAAAGCUUGGAGCGUCUAUUUAGCCACGUAUGGACAUGACGCAACCAGUGUGUUGACCGGUUACUGAUACCAAGAUCAAGAAGUCAUUUGCACUUGAAAGCAACAACGCCGACUUGUUGGCUGUAGUUUAUGUAGUUUAACGUAGAUUUUGAUGCAUUUUUAGCGAAUAGCGGUAAGCAGACUGGCAGACUGAGUGGCUUGAGCAAGCAGAAUCAAGGAUCGGUGGACUUGCAAAUGAUCACCGCUUUAUGUAUUCGGGCUGAAGCUUUGAUUGCAAUUGGGUCCAAAAUGGGAACCGCCUGGGCAAUUUUCGCUGUACUUUUGGUAUCAGUAGCACAUAUCCAGGCCCUGGACAACGGCCUGGCUCUAACUCCACCCAUGGGCUGGAUGCACUGGCAAAGAUUCCGAUGCGUCACUGACUGCCACGCUUACCCCAAUGACUGCAUCAGUGAGCAAUUAUUUCGCGAUAUGGCCGAUCAUAUGGUGGCCGAUGGGUUCAAGAGCGCCGGUUAUGAGUAUGUGAUUAUCGACGAUUGCUGGGCAAGCAAAGAGCGCGACAAUAACAGCCGGCUUCAGCCCGAUCCUCUACGAUUUCCCAGUGGAAUCAAAGCUCUAUCAGAUUAUGUUCAUGCAAAAGGGUUGAAAUUCGGCAUUUACGCAGACUAUGGGACUAAAACGUGCGCAGGUUAUCCGGGCAGUAUUGAGUACCUGAAAUUGGAUGCUCAAACUUUUGCCGACUGGGGUGUGGAUUACUUAAAAUUGGACGGUUGCCAUUCGGAUGUUUUAUCCAUGGAAGCAGGCUACUCGUUGAUGUCGACUUUUUUGAACGAAACUGGGCGCCCAAUUGUCUACUCCUGCAGCUGGCCAGCCUAUCAGGAACCGAUCGGCAUCCAUCCAAACUACGACAAAAUGUCGCAAGUUUGCAAUUUGUGGAGAAACUGGGACGAUAUAGACGACUGCUGGACAAACGUUACGAGCAUCUUGCGCUGGUUUAGCGACAAUCAGGACAGAAUCGCCCCGCAUUCAGGUCCUGGCCACUGGAACGACCCUGACAUGUUGAUUAUUGGCAAUUAUGGACUCAGCUAUGAGCAGGCCAAGGCUCAGAUGGCCAUCUGGGCCAUAAUGGCCGCUCCCCUGAUCAUGUCAGUGGAUCUCAGAACAAUUGAGCCGAAGUUUCGCGCGAUUCUACUCAAUCAGGACGUGAUCGCCAUCAACCAGGAUUCCAUGGGCGUGCAGGGGCGCUUGCUUCUAACGAAGGACCGCAUCGAUUUUUGGACUAAACCCAUCAAUCCAGUGGUGAAAGACAGUUCAAGUUUCGCUAUUGGGCUCUUAAGCAAUCGGGUCGAUGGGUAUCCUUAUCGGGUCAAUUUCACGUUGGCUGACUUGAAUGUAACCAGGGGCCGAGAAUAUACCAUCAAGGACAUUUACGAUUCGGUAACAAUAGCCGAGACAAUCAACCCGGAAGAUCUGAUUUUCAUCAGAGUGAAACCUUCAGGUACCGUUUUACUGACUGCCACCCCCACACAGGAGCAAAUCAACGUAACGAAAGUCUAAUUACCGGUUUGGUGGAAAUAAUUAAACAGGAAAAUACAAUAAAAUUAUUUAAUAAACAUUUAAUAUCCUCAUAUAACAAAUUGGUUAAUUGACACGACUGGAAAGUGUAAAAAACAUUUUUUACAAUAUUUUACAUAUACAACAUUGCACACAUCCUGCUUCAUAUUGGUCUAAACAAUGCGAAAAAUACAGCCAAAUAUCUUCAGAAUCUAUACUGGGUGUUUCCAGUAAAAUCUGCACCAUUGAACACCUGAGCAGAAACACUCCAACUGGCAUUUUCGCCAACUUCAAGGGAGCAGAUUUUAGCAGCAACAUCCUGUAUAAGCACAGAGUUUUACUGCCAGCCAGAUAAAAAAGAAUCCUCAGUUCAAAUUUGCUGGAACUUUGAACAAAAUCGAGCAAAGUUCAAGAAGAAAACAAGUGAUCUGAACAAUUAUAUCGUCAAGCAGACUGAUUAACUAACUGCGCUUAAAAAUCGGGGAAAAUUCCCCAGAAAAACAGAAUAAAUAAAAACCCAUUCAUGUCAAAACCAUCACUUUGGUACCCAUUUAACAGCGUUCAAUAUUGAAAACAAGCGGAUAAUCCACCUGUCUGCAUAUACUAUAAUAAAAAUAUUUGACUAUGA
Molecule: messenger RNA, 2612 nt
Organism: Dendroctonus ponderosae (mountain pine beetle)
Lineage: Eukaryota; Metazoa; Arthropoda; Insecta; Coleoptera; Curculionidae
Product: alpha-N-acetylgalactosaminidase
Exons: 10
Coding region: 668-1987 (439 amino acids)
Biological process (GO): oligosaccharide metabolic process; glycoside catabolic process; glycosylceramide catabolic process
Cellular component (GO): cytoplasm
Molecular function (GO): alpha-galactosidase activity
Source: RefSeq, a predicted model, not a curated record